AUGCUGUUCCAACAUCACCCACUAUUCGCUCUUUUCGCUCUUCUGGUGUCGUUUUUCAGCAUCGCAUCUGCUAAAACGGUCGUCCACGACGAAACCUUCAUCCCCGAUGCCAUUCUACGCGUCACCGAGGCGGACACGACCCAGGCAUGCUUGGCCGCAAAGCCCAUCGUACUUGUCAACGGCACUUCUCCUGGACCUGCUCUGACGCUCAGGGCAGGCGAGGUGUACUGGAUCAGAGUGUAUAAUGAUAUGCAUAAUCAAAACUUGACCAUGCAUUGGCAUGGCCUCGCGAUGACAACCUCUCCAUUCAGCGACGGCACCCCCCUCGCGUCGCAAUGGCCCAUCCCACCCCAGAAGUUCUUCGACUACGAGCUUGGGAUCCCGACGCACUCGGCCGGGACGUACUUCUAUCACAGCCACGUCGGAAUGCAGGCCAUCUCCGCAACAGGCCCUCUCAUUGUAGAAGACAAGCUCGAGGUGCCGUACUACUACGACGAGGAGCGCAUCAUCUUGCUGCAAGAUGUCUUCGCGAAGGACGACCUUACACUGGAGAAAGGCUUGCUGGCCAACCCGCUCGUUUGGAGCGGCGAAUCGGAAAUGAUUCUGGUGAAUGGGAAGGGAGCAGGGACGGCGAACGGCAAGGUGUGCAAUGGCACGUUGGCGUCGUUGGAUGUGCAGCCCGGGAAGACAUACAGGUUGCGCUUCAUCGGAGGCACGGCUCUGACCUUCGCCUCCCUUGCGAUCGAGGGCCACGACUUGACGAUCAUUGAGGUUGACGGUGCCUAUACACAACCAUACAACACUUCUUUUCUCCAACUCGGCAGCGGCCAGCGCUACAGCGUACUCCUGACCACGAAAUCGGCCCCCGAGAAGAGCGCCUACUACAUGCAAAUCGAGUCUCGCGACAGACCGACCCUCACGCGCUCCUUUGCCGUCCUCAAUUACGGCGUCCCCUCGCCGCCGACGAUUUUCUACCCUCCUCCUUCCCCGCCCAUCACACUGCCCGACACCGAGGUGGCGUUCCUCGACUACGAUCUCGCCCCUCAUCCCGAUCACGAGCAUCUGCGGAUGCCUUGCGCGUCCGAAGUGACCCGCACCAUCACGAUGGUUAUCCAUCAGAGGUAUGACGGCGUCGUCACCUGGGUCCAGAACUCGUUUCCCUGGCAAGAAACCUUCCCAAAGGAACCCUACCUCGUCUCCCUGUACAACGGGGACGUGUCGAACUUCCCUUCCAUGGAGCGCGCCCUGGCGAACGGUGGCAUCGACCCCGUGACGCGCACUUUCCCGGCGCAGAUCGGGGAGGUCCUCGAGAUCAUCAUCCAGAACACGGGCUCGGAUAACAACACCGUGGACAGCCACCCGUACCACGCCCAUGGUGAGCACUUUUGGGACCUCGGCAUGGGGGACGGCGCGUACGACCAAGCGGCUAACGAGGCCAAGUGGGCUGCGGCGGCGGCCCGCGGCGCCUCGCCUAUCCGCCGCGACACCAGUAUGGUCCGCCGGUACAGCAACCGAGCGCCGAAAGACUCUCCGGCAGGGUGGCGCGCGUGGCGACUGCGCGUCACACAGCCCGGCGUGUGGAUGUUGCACUGCCACAUCCUGCCGCACAUGGUGAUGGGCAUGCAGACUGUCUGGGUCCAUGGUAACCGGUCCGAGGUGCUAAGGGACGUCCAGGACCCCGAUGUGCAGGGCUACCUGAAAUAUGGUGGGGAUGUCCUCGGCGAUAGAAAUUCGUGGCCCAGCGUGGUGGAGUUUCAGAGCGGGAAGACUUGGACAGAUGGGCAGUAG
Molecule: messenger RNA, 1788 nt
Organism: Drepanopeziza brunnea f. sp. 'multigermtubi' MB_m1
Lineage: Eukaryota; Fungi; Ascomycota; Leotiomycetes; Helotiales; Drepanopezizaceae
Molecular function (GO): copper ion binding; oxidoreductase activity
Source: RefSeq, a predicted model, not a curated record